Molecule: messenger RNA, 1758 nt
Organism: Pseudomassariella vexata
Lineage: Eukaryota; Fungi; Ascomycota; Sordariomycetes; Amphisphaeriales; Pseudomassariaceae
Product: major facilitator superfamily domain-containing protein
Exons: 6
Coding region: 1-1758 (585 amino acids)
Biological process (GO): transmembrane transport
Molecular function (GO): transmembrane transporter activity
Source: RefSeq, a predicted model, not a curated record
AUGGCAGAUACAGAAUUGUCCAAUGUCCCACACGCCACUUCCAAGGCACCAACAAACCAAGCGGACGUUGAGCAGCAUUCACAAGAUGUCUACACCGACCACAGUAACCAUAGUUCCCACAGCGUAGCACAGCCCAAAGAGACGGAACCAAACUAUCCUGAAGGCAUCCAACUUUUCAUGAUAUGUUUCGGUCUAUGGCUAGCGAUCCUGUGCGGUGGACUUGAUCGCUCCAUCCUCUCUACAGCGAUCCCAAAAAUCACCACCGAGUUCCACUCGCUACCCGACAUAGGCUGGUAUGGUUCGGCGUAUUUACUCACGACGUGUUCUUUCCAACUCAUGUUUGGGAAAUUGUAUGCCGAGCUCAACAUCAAAUGGGUCUACAUGGCAGUUCUGGUCAUAUUCGAAGUUGGCUCCGUUAUUUGUGCAGCGGCACCGAAUUCUAUUGCCAUGAUUAUCGGCCGUGCUGUUGCAGGAAUUGGCUGCUCGGGGCUAAGUUCCGGCUCUCUCAUUAUUCUGGCUCACAGUUUACCGUUGCACAAGAGACCCAAGUUUACUGGUGCUGUGGCUUCUUCGAUGGGAAUUGCUCAGGUUCUUGCACCGACACUUGGGGGUGUGUUUACGGAUCAAGUAUCCUGGCGCUGGUGUUUCUGGAUCAACCUUCCCAUGGGCGGUGUGACCUUAUUUGUCCUCUUAUUCCUUCUCCGCCUCCCUCCCCGCCCCAAGUCCGAGAGGACUUUCAGCCUUACCGCGCUCGCUUCAAAGCUCGACUUUCUCGGCACGGCCAUCGUGGUACCCGCUGUCAUCAGUCUCCUUCUUGCCAUGCAAUGGGGUGGUACGACGUACAGCUGGGGUAACUGGCGCAUCAUCCUCUGCCUGUGUCUGUUCGGGAUCUUGACUAUCGUCUGGCUUUACCAUCAAUACCGAAGGGGCGAGAAGGCAACAGUUCCCACGCGCCUUUUAAGAGAGCGUACGAUGGCUACUGCCAUCAUUUUCACUUUGACCGGAUUCUCGAACCUCUACCUGCAGCUCUAUUACAUACCCAUUUGGUUUCAGUCCGUCAAGGGCGAUUCCGCCCAGCAGUCGGGAAUCAAUGUUUUAGCUAUGACGGCGUCCAUGACAAUCGCAACGGUGUUGUCAGGGUUCUUUACCAGCAAAAUCGGCUACUACGUGCCGUCGAUGAUUCUAUCUACUGCCAUGAUGUCGGCUGCGGCAGGCAUGACCUAUACAUUCAGCAUCUCAACCAGCACCGGAUUUUGGGUCGGUGCCCUCAUUCUACUAGGUUUUGGUACAGGGGCCGGCGCUCAAUCCCCUCUCAUGGCCUUGCAAACCGUCUUCGAAGCCAAGGAUAUGGCCAUCGCAACCUCAGUGUGGAUGUUCUUCCAGUCGCUCGGCUCCAGCAUUUUUGUCAGCAUUGGUGCCAAUGUCUUCCAGUCUCGUCUCGUCGAGAGCUUGCAGGCUAUUGUGCCCGAAGUCAACCCGGCAGUCAUAAUUGGCAACGGCGCAUUUGGAUUGAGCGAAGCGAUGGAGCGGGUGUAUCCACAGUUCGUGGACGGGAUCCUGCUGGCGUAUGAUAAGGCGGUGCAGAGGGUGUUUUUGGUUGGACUUAUUAUGGCUUGCUUGUCGAUUUUUGGCAGCGCGGCGAUGCCGUGGAGAGAUGUGAGGAAGGGGGAGCAGAAGAAGAAUGCAAAUGAGGUGGAAGGGGAACAGAAAGAGGAAGUCAAGAAAUGGGACGAGAAUGCUCCAGAGGUUGUGGAAUAA